GGGCGCUCCGCGGCUCGGUGCGGGCAGCGCUCGGUGGCUGCGGCGGGAGCGGAGCGGGGCGGCCGCCCGGCAGCUUGAGGCACACUCCUCAAUAAGAGAAAUGAAGGUGUCUCAACAUUCCCAAGAGUCCAGAUGGUAAGCAAAAUGUGCCGGGAGUCAGCCCUGGAAUGCCCAUGGACAGCUGCAGCCCGCUGGGCUCCUCCGUGUUCCUGAUCAUCUCCGUGUGUGUGGCCACUGUCAUGCUGGGCAGCCUCUGGAUGCUGCUGCGUGACGAACCCACCUGACCAACUGUACCACCUGUGAUUAGUUGGACGAGUUCUCCAGGCACGUGGUCUGCUGGAAAGAGUGAGUGGCUAGUGUUUACCAUGCCUCUGGGAACGUUCCUCCUUCCUGUUCUCUGUUUCUUGGGAGCAUCAAUUCCACGGGGACUGCAGUAUGUCACAUUCUCACACAAUGCUACAAAAUUCCUCCUCCUGUCCAUGGACUUGGAAUCUGGGACCAUUUACUUGGGGGCCACCAACUUUCUCUUUCAGCUGACAUCUGACCUGCUGUUGGAGAACAUGGUUCAGACUGGGCCAGUUCUUGACAGUAAGGAUUGCCUCCCACCAGUCUCAAAGCUGGAGUGCCCUCAGGCACACCACACUGACAAUCACAACAAGCUGCUGCUGGUGAACACUGUGCAGAAGGAGCUCAUUGUGUGUGGCAGCGUCCACCAGGGGAUCUGUGAGAAGAGGAGCCUGGAGUCCAUCGACCACGUCCUCUUCCGGCCGGAGAGCCCUGGUGACACUCAGUACGUGGCUGCCAAUGAUCCCAACAUCACCACUGUGGGACUCAUCGCCUACUCCAAGGAUGAGGUGCCCUUGCUGUUUGUGGGACGAGGGUACACCAGCCGAGGAGUGGGAGGAGGAAUUCCUCCCAUCACGACCCGGAAUCUCAGGGCCCACGGAGGGGAUGUUCAGGCAACAGACUCUCACUCCAUUUUCUCCUAUGAAGAAACAGCAAAACUGGCUGUGGGCCGGCUGUCAGAGUACAACCACCAUUUCAUUAAAUCCUUCACUUACCACUCCAGUGUCUAUUUCCUCUUCUACCGGCGGGACCUCAAAUCCCAGUCCCGUGAGUACAAGACCUAUAUCUCGCGCAUCUGCCUGGAUGACUCCCACUACUACUCGUACGUGGAGUUACCUCUGCUCUGCCAGAGCAAAGGCAAUACAUACAGCCUGCUCCAAGCAGCCUAUGUCACCCGGCCGGGAAAGGAGCUGGCCCAGGGACAGCUGGGCACCGAGGGCGAGGUGCUGUUUGCAGCUUUCUCUGCCUGGCAGGCUUCCUCUGGGAAACUGAGCGAGGAGUCUGCGCUCUGUGUCUACACAAUGGAGGAGGUGGAUCGCCUGACCAACUGGACUAGGGAUGUUUGCUACAUGAGAGAUGGGAAGUCAGAAGAAGGGACAGAAGUGGCAUAUAUUGAGUAUGAUGUCAGUUCCAACUGUGUCCAGCUGCCAGCGGACACCCUGUAUGCCUACCCCUGUGGCUCUGACCACACUCCCAGCCCUAUGGCCAGCCGGGUACCCUUGGAAGCAGCCCCACUCCUGGAGAAAACUGACGCCCGUCUGACAGCUGUGGCAGUGAAUGUGGAAGAUGACCACACCAUUGCUUUUCUGGGAGACAGCAGAGGAAGACUGCACAAGGUGUACUUGGGAGCCCAGGGAGAGGCACACACCUAUGCUUCAGUAUCUAUCCAGGUGAACAGCAUGGUUAGUGGAGACCUGCUGUUCGACCAGUUGCAGGAGCACCUCUUUGUCAUGACCCAGUCAAUGGUGGUAAAGGUUCCCAUAAUGGAAUGUUCCCUGUACUUGGACUGUGAAUCCUGUCUGGCACUGAAAGAUCCCUACUGUGGCUGGUGUGUCCUUCAGGGAAGGUGCAGCCGUCGCUCCGAGUGCUUGCGGUCCAGGUUGAGUGAGCAGUGGCUCUGGAGCUUUAACUCCACACAGCAGUGUCUGUCUGUCCAGUCACUAACUCCAGCCAAUAUCAGCAGAGAGGAAAAGAGAAAUAUAUUCUUGGCCAUCUCGGACUUGCCUCCUCUGCGUGAGGAAGAAUUUUACUCAUGUUAUUUUGAAGAUUACGAAAGCCCAGCAGUUCUGACAGAGUCAGGAAUCAUGUGCCCUUCUCCAGAUCCCAGCCAAGCACCAGCUUUGCCAACAGGAACAGAUCAUGUCACCAUAAAGCUUGUAGUGCGUUUCCAUGACAUCUUCAUUGCUUCUGUGGACUUCUCUUUCUAUGACUGUGCUGCAGUGGCCCUGCUGUGGAAAUCGGCACCGUGCCAGAAGUGUGUGAGCAGUCUCUGGGGAUGUAACUGGUGCAUCCAGCAGCACCUCUGCACCCACAAAGCAACCUGUGAGGAGGGAAUCAUUAUCUACAAUGAAAGGGCCCAGAUCCCAACCUUGAGUGUGUAUCCCUCUUCAGCUGCUCCCCUCACCAAGUCCUCCACCACAGCCCCCACCAUGGCCACCAAACCUGUCACCACCCCUGUGCACGUGGGCCUGAGCACUGUGCCCCGCACGGAGCCCAUCCACGUCACGCCCUCCGCAGCCUCGGAGACGACGACGGAGCCGGUGCAGAGCCCCAGCUACACCCACCUGACCCUGCCCACCGAAGGCGCCUCUCUGCAGGCUGCCACAGAGGCCCCACUGCCACCGCCAGCAGACAAACCUGUCACUGUGCCAGAGACAACUUCUCCUGCUGCAUUUGUCCUCUCCAGCCCGUCUAAGAACAUGGAUCACAUAGCCUUGCCCACUGAAGGGCCAGCCACAGCCCAGGAUGCCUGGCACACAGACCCACCCACCACCCUCGGGGGUAACCCUCUGCACACAUCUCCAGUGGCAGCUGUAACACCUUCCCCUCAUGUCACGAGUUUCAAGUGGCCUCCAAGUCCUUUUCCUACCACAGAGGCACUGACAUCUGCCAUCUCAUCUCCCCAGACCCCCAGCCAGGUGCCAGGGAGUCCUGUUGUUUCUGAUGAUGCUCCUGGAUUGCCAGGAACUGAGCUCCCUGUUUCAGGGCUCCCAACAUCAGCUCCCCCGCAGUGGCUGCUGGAGGAAGGCACAGAGCUCCAGGACACAGAGGACUGGAUGGAUUUGCUGCAGGCUGAGAAUGACACAUCUCUGUUCUCUGCUUCUACUCUUCUGUCGGGUGAUGGCGAUUCUUCAGAGAGGGAUGUCCCUGACUUCCCCAGGAUCCUUCACCCUGACCUCGAUUAUCAGUAUGAUGCCCCUGAGUUUUGGGAGGAGAGUGAAGAGCCUAGCUUGGGUCCAAAUGCAUGUCCCUGUGUGCAGGGAAUCCAGGGAUCUUCACUGUUUCCAGUCAACGUGGCAAGGAAGAUAACCCUGCUGGGAAAGAACUUCCACCUCUAUCAGGACCAGCAGUGGGACUAUGAAUGUGUCUUGAAUUUGGAGGGGAGGACAGUGGUGAUGGAAGCUUAUGUGGAAGGAGAAGAAACAAACAAAUCCCUCUGUUAUAUCACCUGCCAGAUGAACCAGUACAGUUACACAGCACCUCAACUCGAAUUCAAUGCUGUGGUGUUUGUACAGAGGAGACGACAUCUUCGAGUGGACAGUGCUGCAGAUCUUCAUGUGACUUUUUACAACUGCUCUGUGGGACACACUGAUUGUAGCCGCUGCCAAACAGCUGACUCAAAGUACAACUGUGUGUGGUGUGGAGGUGACAACCCCAGCUGUAUCUUCAGGGGCUCUUGCAAAGAAGAAAUUGAAGACCUGUGUCCAGCACCUCUCAUUCACUCUGUGUACCCCCUGUCUGGACCAGUGGAAGGUGGCACUAGAAUCACCAUCACUGGCUCAAACCUCGGGCAGAAACAUCAAGACAUUGCAGAAACUGUCACUGUUGCAGGAAUUCCCUGUGCCGUAGAUGCUCAAGAGUAUGAGAUCUCUAGCAGCAUUGUGUGCGUCACCGGCGGGAGCUGGACAGAGAGGUUUGGGCAUAUCGUGGUGGAAGUGCCUGGAGGAGGUCGUGGGGUUUCUGGUCAUGUUUUCACCUAUCAGAAUCCAGAGCUGAAAUCCAUUGUUCCAACCCAGGGUCCCAAAGCAGGAGGAACCUGCCUUACCCUUUUAGGCUCAAAGCUGCUGACUGGGCAUCCCAAUGAGAUCAGUGUCCUUCUUGGAGACCUCCCUUGUCAAAUCCUUGCUGAGAUGACAGAGGAUCAGCUGGCGUGCCAGACAAGUCCCAGCAAUGUGUCCACAGAACUCCCAGUCACCAUCAAAUAUGGGGAGCAAGAGCGGAGACUGGAGGGAUCCCUCUUUAGAUAUACUCUGGAUCCCAACAUCACUUUUGCAGAGCCACCUAAAAGCUUCCUCAGUGGAGGGAGAGUGCUCAGAGUUCAUGGAUACAACUUGGAUGUUGUACAGAAACCAAAGAUCCGAGUUACAGUUUCUCCAUCUGAACGCCGGCGCCGAGGAGUGGGGCGAUGGCGAAGGAUCAUCCCAGACUCUGAGUGUCCUGAGGGCUCUCUGUGCAGCAUCCAGCAGUUUGAAGAACCAUGUCUCGUUAACUCUUCCUACCUGAUCCUGUGCAAAACUCCAGCCAUUAACCUGCUGUUGAGGAGUGUCCGAAUCAAACUGGAAUUUAUUCUGGAUAAUCUGAGCUUUGAUUUCAACUCACUGCAUCCCAUGCCUUUCUCUUAUGAAGUCAACCCCAUCCUAAAACCAUUGAAUGCUGAGGACCCUGCCAAACCAUAUCGUCACAAGCCAGGAAGUGUCAUCUCUGUGGAGGGGGAAAAUCUAGAUCUGGCUAUUUCCAAGGAUGAAGUUAUGGCUAUGAUUGGGGAAGGCAUCUGUGUGGUGAAGACAUUGACAAGGAAUCACCUCUACUGCGAGCCCCCCUCGGAGCAGCCGGCUCCGCGGCACCGCACCAAGCGGGAGGGCACGGACCUGCUCCCAGAGUUCACGGUUCAGAUGGGAAACCUGAACUUCCUCCUGGGCCGAGUGCAGUAUGACACAGAAAGCCAGCUCACCUUCCCGCUGGAGGCACAGAUUGGUUUGGGUGUUGGUGCAUCUUUUGUGGCACUGAUUGUUCUGGUCAUCGUCUUCAUAUACAGGAGGAAGAGUAAACAGGCUCUGAGGGAUUACAAGAAAGUUCAAAUCCAACUGGAAAAUCUGGAAACGAGUGUUCGGGACAGAUGCAAAAAGGAAUUCACAGACCUGAUGACUGAGAUGAUGGACCUCACAAGUGACCUUGUGGGCACAGGGAUCCCCUUCCUGGACUACAAGUCCUAUGCAGAACGCAUUUUCUUUCCGGGCCACCGUGAGUCCCCACUGCAAAGGGACCUUGACAUCCCUGAGUGCCGACGGCAAACUGUGGAGCAGGGCUUGGUCCAGCUGUCCAACCUCCUCAACAGCAAACUCUUCCUCACAAAGUUCAUCCACACUCUGGAGAUCCAGCGCACUUUCUCUCCCAGAGACCGGGCCUAUGUGGCCUCACUGCUCACGGUGUCGCUGCAUGGGAAGCUGGAGUACUUCACUGAUAUCCUCAAAACACUCCUGAACGACCUUGUGGAGCAGUAUGUGGCCAAGAACCCCAAGCUGAUGCUGCGGAGGACAGAAACAGUGGUAGAGAAGCUAUUGACCAACUGGAUGUCCAUCUGCUUGUAUGCCUUUGUGAGGGAUUCUGUUGGGGAGCCCCUUUACAUGCUGUUUCGAGGAAUCAAACACCAGGUGGACAAAGGGCCAGUUGACUGGGUGACAGGGAAAGCCAAAUAUACCCUGAAUGACAACCGCCUUCUGCGAGAGGACCUGGAGUACCGCACUCUGACCUUAAAUGCUUUGACACAAGCAGGAGUUGGUGGAGGAGGGGCAGAAGACUCUCAAGGGAUUUCUGCGAAAGUGCUGGACUGUGACACCAUAACGCAGGUGAAGGAGAAGAUCCUAGAUCAGAUCUAUAAAGGGACGCCAUACUGUCACCGGCCAGACCCAGACACCCUGGACCUCGAGUGGAGAUCAGGGCUGGCAGGUCAUCUGAUACUGUCCGAUGAGGAUGUGACAUCUGUUGUUCAAGGAACUUGGAAACGUCUGAACACUCUUCAGCAUUACAAGGUGCCUGAUGGAGCAACAGUAGCACUCGUCCCACGCCUGACCAAGCACAUCCACAGGGAAAAUCAGGAUUACAUCCCAGGAGAAAAAACACCAAUGCUGGAGGAUGCAGAUGAAGGUGGGAUCAAACUUUGGCACCUGGUAAAACCAACAGAAGAGCCAGAGCUUCCCAAGCAUCGGCGUGGGAGCUUAAGAGAUCGGGAGCGGGCCAAGGCAAUCCCAGAGAUCUAUCUGACACGUCUGCUCUCAAUGAAGGGCACUCUGCAGAAGUUUGUGGAUGACUUGUUCCAAGUGAUCCUCAGUACCAACCGCCCUGUUCCUCUGGCAGUCAAGUACUUCUUUGACCUGUUAGAUGAGCAGGCCAUACACUAUGGGAUCGCAGACCCUGAGACCAUCCAUAUCUGGAAGACAAACAGCCUCCCCCUGCGGUUCUGGAUCAACAUCAUCAAGAACCCCCAGUUUGUUUUCGAUGUUCAGACAUCAGAUAAUGUGGACGCUGUGCUGCUGGUCAUUGCACAGACCUUCAUGGACUCCUGCACAAUAGCUGACCAUAAGUUAGGGCGGGACUCUCCAAUCAAUAAGCUGCUUUAUGCCCGGGACAUUCCUCGCUACAAACAGAUGGUGGAAAGGUACUACGCAGACAUUCGUCAGACCAUCUCUGCCAGUGACCAGGAGAUGAACUCUGCCCUGGCUGAGCUGUCACGGAAUUACUCAGGUGACCUCAAUUCCUUGGUGGCUCUACAUGAAUUGUACAAAUACAUCAAUAAGUACUAUGACCAGAUCAUUACUGCCUUGGAAGAAGACCCAACGGCACAGAAGAUGCAGCUUGGAUAUAGACUACAACAGAUUGCAGCAGCUGUGGAGAAUAAAGUCACAGAUUUGUGACAGGCACAGACAGACUGCUCUCCCCUGGCUGAAUGGGGACAGUGCUCAUCCUAGUUGAUAAACAGGGUGUCCUGCUGCCAUUGGAACCAGACUCUCCAAGAAACCUGCGGGUGAUGUGAGCAAGGGGAUGGCCAAGGCAGUACAAAGUACAAGCGUCCUUGCAUCUCAGAGAAUAUUUUUUUACAGUUUUUUUUUUCUUUUUAAAAGCAAAAUUAAACAAAAAAAAAAAAAAGGACAAACUCUGGUUUUUCCCUGGCAGACUGCUGAGGGACCACACAGGUCCUUCCUACAGAUGUUAUGUGAAUGUGCCAAGUUUGCAAACCGUGUUAUUGAAGAGCCAGGUGACAACACUGAGCACACUCUGUGGAGCCCUCAACCUUGCACGGAUGCCCUUUCCAGGAACACUCCCUGCUGCAACCACUCACUUCCUUGGGGAUCAGGAAGCUUUUCCUGGGUUGAUUGCUGUGCUAACCUGUUUCCAGCUAGCAAGCACUCCUGAGAAACUCCUUUCAGCAAUGUCUCUGCUGGUCCCAGAUGUCGGAUGUGGAAAGGAGAGUGUCCGAUGGUGAAGGUCUCUUGCUCCCCCGUGCUCUGAUCUCUUGACAGCUCGUGUGUGGCACCUGCUUGGCUGGAAUGUGCUCAGCAGCAUGGGUGUUUGCCAUAGGGCUGUAGAUGAACAGCACCCCCCACCCUUUCCCUCAGGACAAAUUCUGUGUCUGAGAGUCGCUACCUGGCUCACUUCGGUCUCCACUGACUCAGCUCGGAUCUGUCUUCCUGGUUCCUUGUGGUCAGAGGUUGCCCUGCUCUUUGGAAAAGCACAAAUGCCUUGUGCCACUCCCCCUUCCUCCAGUGUCCAGCUGUUCUGCUGCUCUGAACUGGACUUGUAAAUACUCUCAAAGUUAAUGUAUUUAAAUGCUAAAGGAGAAUGUUUAACUUUGUGGCUUUGAGACAAAGCUUUUCUUGGAGAAGUAUCUCUGUGCACUUCUACUGACAAACGUCUGUCAGCACUGGAGCAGUUUUCUCCACUGCUUUGUCUGCAGGGAUAACUUGUAGGUGUCUCCAUUGUUAUACCAGCAACUCGCCUUUCCCCGCGGCUCAGUCCCAGGCUCUCUUUGUGCUCUUCUCUUAGGCUUGCCUUACACCUAACCCUCAGCUCCACUGCUCACACUCUCCUGUUGUGGCACAUAGAAGGGUUGUUUGGUGAGCUGUGAACUCAAAGGAGCUGUCAAGCACAACUGUGAUGUUCCCAAGGAGGGUCGGGUGUCCUGCAAAAAGGAAUGAUUCAUUGGUGGAGGAGAGGCCUGGAGCAGGCACAAGCACAGUUAGCUGGCAGCUGUCACUGGGCAGCUCCUCACUGCUCCCUCCUUAAUUUGUCCACUUUGUGAACAGUCCUCUGCCCUUCUAAGAGCUAGUUUAUAAGAGUGAUUCACUUGUUCUCUCUCCUGCUUGCCCCACCCCUGCCCCCCCAGCUGCUAAUUCCACACUGAUGUCCUGUGUGCCUGAGGCAGGUAGACAGGUCUGACUCCUCUGCCACUACUCUGAGGUAGCGAUUGUGUGGGCCAAGAUGGAGCAGAGCUAGAACAGAGCAGGAUCACAUCCCUACCUCUCUUUACAUUGCAAAUAACAGUAAUUCCAGGCCUGCUCCAUCAGCCCUGUGGCUUUGUGCGAGUGCUGUGCAGUUGCAGAAUUGUUCUUGGAGCAGGCUAACGCUGGCCUCUUCCUCUUCUGUGACCCUCUCUCAGCAGUAUAGCAGUGUUCCCAGGUACAUGGUGUGCUCAUACAGAGUAUGAGCAUCCCUGAGCAACCUUCUGCUUCUAUCCUGCCAUACAGAGCAGCAGGGUGGCUGGCUGGCUGCUGCCAGGCAAAAAUGGGGCUGCAGUUUGACUCUUUCCCCAGGUGAGGACCAGUUAGGGUCUCACUCCUGCCUGACCAUCCAUUUCCACAAAGCUCAUGGGAACUUAGCAUCACUGAGACCUUUGUCUUGACUAAAUCUGAUUGAAUUGGUCACCCCAUAAAGCUGAGUAGAGGAAAGGAUUGCUGGAUGGGAAAAAGCCAAUACAAUGCAUGUUAGUAAAGCCCAUUUUUUAGGGACUGCAGGAGGAGAUUGCUUGGUUUGAGGCAGGUGCAGGUAUAGUGGUGGAGUAGCAUUGUCCCCUUGUGUGUUGGUGGAUGGACUUUCUGCCCUAGGAAACAAGGCCUGGUUUUUGGCCUCUCCAACUUGCUCAGUGUCUGCCAGAAGCCACAGAAUCUCUGCUGGAUUUCUGACUACAGACUGUCAGUGUCUGCCCCUAUUUUUGCAGAAUUAUCUCUGCACUUUCCCAGAACAGAGUGGCUUGAGGCUUAAUUCUCAUUCCACCUCCCACUGGUAUCCAUAUUCUCCCUGCUUCUGUGUUCCUGGAUGUUGGAAAUCAUCUCCUUUCUCCGAGUGUAUCUGUGAAAGUCUGCUUUUAUUAGAUUGAUAAUCAAGACUAAAAAAUAGAGCUAAACAUAGGUGGUUGACUUACUUAACAUAUUCAGCUUGUCCUUGCAUGGCUGGACAGGACACACUGCCCAGUGCAGGUGCAGUGAGGGUGGACAGCUGGUAGUGCCCAUCUCCUCCCAUCCAUCUGUCCUCAGUGUUGUAGAAACCCAGCAUCCUGCUCCCUGUGGACACACACUGAAGGCCCUCACUGGAAUCAGCUUGGGUGUUUAGGCAUGGCCCUUCUUACCUCCGUCCGUGCCCCUCUCCUGUGGCAAAAUCCAUUUCUGUGGCAGGGUUCUGUUGCAUUUAAAUUUGCACAAAACAGGUUUUAUUAUGAAAUUCCCUAUUGCAGGGAAAAACUUAUUUAUUUAUUCCUCCUGAUCCUUCCAAGUUUUUCCCAGUCUCUGCCUGAUUCCACAACCAACCGGACAUUCCUUGUCAAGGACAGAGAAUCCUGUCUGGAUGUUCCUGUUUGCUCACAGGUAGCAAGUUCAGUGGGCACCAGCAGAGAGAGCCCUGCUACCGCAGCCUGCUGUGGGACACAGGGAUGUCACUACUCCAGUGGGACUCCCAGGACCUCGAUGCUCCCCAGUGGCAGGCACCCAGCUUUAUUUAGUGCUGUGGUCAGAGGGAGGGACUUUUGCCGUGGUCUGGGUGAAAGGCUGAGAACUGAUCAGUGUUAAGAUAAAUCUCCGUUAAUGUAUUUGAAUGUCUCUCCCUUUGGCACGGUGAAGCACAGCUGCUGCCCACGUGACGUAGGCUCCUCCUUUCAUCUGUCUGGUGGCAAAUUUAGGCUGUACCUAAAAGCUUUUUUAUUUUGGUAGAAAUGGUGGCUGAUUUUUUAAAAUGAAAAUAGAGGGUUCUUGGAUGCUGCUGCCUUGGUGGAAUGCCAUCUUUUUCAGGGUGUGCCCUGGUUGCAGCAAGAUGCUUUUUUUUGUUGUUGUUGUUUUUCUUUUUUUUUCUCCUUUUUUUUUUUUUUUUUUUUUAAUGUGUGCCUUUCUUGGGGGGAUGGUUAUUUUGGUUUCCAGAACACCCAGGGCAUUUGCUCUUGUAGUCUUUUUCCUGGUCUAUGUCGUGGUGACUCUGCUCUGUCCCAGCCUUGUGACUUGGUGUCUGUCUGUCUGUUACGGUAUGGCCUGACCUGCAUUUAUGCCCUGCCACACCUUAGGUUCUGCUCAGAGCACCCAAGGUACUGUCUUUCUCAAGUUUGAAUUAAUAAUUAAUAUAAAAAGCUUGAAAAAAAUCUGAAUUUUGUUACAUAGUGUAAUAACUGUUUGUAGAUACUGUUCUGAGAUGUAGGAAUCUAUUGGUGAUAUAAGAGGUUUUGUCUGUAAAUAAUCAGUUUAGAGUCAAAAUGAUUUUAAUAAAGAGAAUUCUUACACAAUAAUUCAAUAAAUUUUAAUAUACAA
Molecule: messenger RNA, 10847 nt
Organism: Serinus canaria (Common canary)
Lineage: Eukaryota; Metazoa; Chordata; Aves; Passeriformes; Fringillidae
Gene: PLXNB1
Product: plexin B1
Exons: 38
Coding region: 366-6977 (2203 amino acids)
Biological process (GO): positive regulation of axonogenesis; regulation of cell migration; negative regulation of cell adhesion
Cellular component (GO): semaphorin receptor complex
Molecular function (GO): semaphorin receptor activity; protein binding
Source: RefSeq, a predicted model, not a curated record